AUGGCGGCCGCUCUCGUCCAACCCAAUACCUCAGCAAGGUCUCAUGAUGGCACAAAAUCAGGAUCCAGCGUUGGAGUCUUUAACAAGAUGGAGGAGAUUGGCAGAGGCAGUUUUGCUACUGUCUACAAAGCGAUGCACAUCAAUCCCCAGCAAGAAAAAUCUCUAGUUGCCAUCAAAUCCGUAAAUCUGUCGAAGCUCAAUAAGAAACUGAAGGACAACCUCACGUCGGAGAUUGCAAUUCUCAAAGGCUUACACCAUCCACACAUCGUUGCCCUUAUUGAUUGCAAAGAAUCAAGCGCUCACAUACACUUGGUUAUGGAAUACUGUGCUUUAGGGGACUUGUCUUACUUCAUCAAAAAGAGAGACACUGUGGGAAACAAUCCGAUGACGAGAGACAUGAUGCAGAAAUAUCCAAAUCCACGGGUUGGUGGUCUGAAUGAGGUGGUCGUCCGGCACUUUCUACAACAGCUUUCCAGUGCCUUAUCAUUUCUCCGGUCUCAGAACCUGAUUCAUCGAGAUGUAAAACCCCAGAAUUUAUUGCUCAAUCCUUCUCCACUGUACUAUGCGAAAGAAAAGCCAGAGAUGAUGCCAUUUUCGGUGGACGACAGUUCACUUCUUCCCGUUUGCGGCAUAAAAUCAUUACCUAUGCUGAAGAUCGCCGACUUUGGCUUCGCCCGUUCUCUACCCUCAACUUCCCUGGCAGAGACUCUCUGCGGCUCCCCGUUGUACAUGGCCCCCGAAAUACUUCGGUACGAAAAGUAUGAUGCAAAGGCAGAUCUUUGGUCUGUAGGAACCGUUCUCUAUGAAAUGGUUACGGGGAAGCCCCCGUUUCGAGCCUCGAAUCACGUCGAACUGUUGAGGAGGAUCGAAAAAGGGGAAGACCGGAUCAAAUUUCCAGAUGAAGUCAUCGUGUCUGAUGCUAUGAAGAAGCUGAUUCGGAGUUUGCUAAAGCGAGACCCAAAGGAGAGGUCUUCCUUUCCAGGUUUCUUCAGCAACGAGGUGAUCCUCGACCCAAUCCCCGGCUUAAUUGGCGAAGACCGGCCGCCGGAAAAGACCUCUGUGUCCCAGGCUCGUGAUAACGAGCGGCGGAGAGUAAGCUUGACUGAUCCUGUCGGGCUUGUUCGGAAAGACAGCAAAGGUCAGGAAAGACGGCCAUAUUCCAGGUCACAAAAUACUUCGCAAGAAACCCUUCAAUCUCAGUCGCCGCUUCCGAGGACUCCUCAACGCCAACCAGCUGCAGUUUUGGGACGUCCAGUCGCUGUGCGAGCAUCAACCGAGCAAGAGCAAAUCGAUUCAAGGCCUGUUGGACGACUGACAUCAAGCCCUACGCAGCUCCAGCGACCUACCCUGACAUCGCAUGCAACCGCUCCGGUACGCCCCGAGCUUCAGCAACAGAGUGCGGACUCGGCUGCACCUGUGGAGCCUGGGUUGAGUCGGGGUAGUCCUCUUGCAAAUCCUUCGCUCCUGCGAGCACAAGUAGAAGGGGACGAGAACGCACCAACAGCACGUUCCAACGAGGAAAAAGAAAAGGAACGAGCCGCGCAAGAUAUUGCCUUUGAGAGAGAUUAUGUCAUGGUUGAAAAACGAGCAGUAGAGGUGAAUGCAUUUGCGGAUGAGCUGGCUGCCAGCCCUAAGAUCCAACGCGGUGCUCGACAGAAUCUCUCGCCUCAAUCCGGCGCCAUGGUCCGUCGGGCAACCACGCCAGGAGCGCCAACCUUGACAACUGGAGCCCAGCCAGUCUCUUCUAAAGCAGUACAGAUCGCCGCUAGCAAGGCGAGGCCUGAUGCUUUACACCACCGUCAGAGCUCUUUCGAAAGACGCUAUGCUCCAAGUCCGAACUCCGCAUCAUCUGCAAUCUCCAAAGCGUUGAACCUGGCGAGUGGUCGGUUAUUUGGUGUUGGUUUUUCUCCACCGCUGUCGUUGGGACGGGGUGGCAGGUCUCCUCCCGGUGGCUAUAAUGCCUUUCCAGCCUACCCUGUACCACAAGGCAGUCUGGUACUUGUGGGCGACCGCCAAAAAGUCACCCUUGACGAGGAUACAAAGUUCGUGCAAACGAUCGAAGAAUGUGCAACCCGGAGUGAUGUCGUGUAUGGUUUUGCUGAAGUGAAGUAUCAGCAAUUGAUUCCGUCCGCCCCUUCUGCCAAGACUGGGCUCGGCCUCCGACAAGCGAUGACCUCGCUAGAAAAUGCUGAAAACGGUGAUUCUGGUGGACCAGUUGUGCUCGAGAUUGAGGCCAGGGUGAAUGUGUCGGAGGAAGCACUGGUCUUGUACGUCAAAGCUCUGUCACUACUGGCCAAGUCAAUGGAUAUUGCUGGGCGUUGGUGGGCGCGGAAGAAUCGUGGAGAGAUACUCGGAGACACCCCCUCGCAACGGUCUCAUAUUGUGUCUCCAACCAAUCAAGGGAUGGGCAUUCGUGUCAACAAUGUGGUUCAAUGGAUUCGGACCCGAUUCAAUGAGGUGCUGGAGAAAGCGGAAGUAGUACGACUGACUCUUAUUGAGAGUCAGAAGAAGUUGCCUCCAACCCAUCCAAGCCACCCAAACAACCACUCGAUGGAAGCCGCCUCUAGCGACAGUAUGGGCACCUCCGUUGAUCACGUUGUAGUCAGUUCUGGGGUGACCGCAGAGAAGAUCAUGUAUGACAGGGCGGUAGAAAUGAGUAAGACUUCUGCCAUCAAUGAGCUCACAGGAGAAGACCUUUCAGCUUGCGAAAUCAACUACUUGACCGCAAUCCGACUUUUGGAAGCAGUUCUAGAAGACGAUGACGAUGCCUCCUCUACGAAGUCCAGCAGCACUUCUGAUAAGGGACGUAAGGCCAGUGCUGAUGAAGAUGAUGUGCCCAUCAAUGGGUUGGAGGCAGAGGACCGAAAGGCUGUCCGGAAUUUGGUUUCAAGCAUACGGGCUCGUCUCAUUUCUUUACGAACGAAGUUGCAGACUAUGCAGAAACGUGCUUCUACACCAACAAACGGUGCUGUGCCCAAGAGUACAGCUAUUCCACAUCGUCCAAGUCCCCCUAUGGCAUCGACCUCGCCGAAUUUGUGA
Messenger RNA from Endocarpon pusillum Z07020, 3039 nucleotides. RefSeq lists its product as uncharacterized. The transcript has 3 exons. NCBI's taxonomy places the organism in Eukaryota, Fungi, Ascomycota, Eurotiomycetes, Verrucariales, Verrucariaceae. Gene Ontology annotation, biological process: peptidyl-serine phosphorylation; protein autophosphorylation; autophagosome organization. The record is from RefSeq and is a predicted model, not a curated record. Gene Ontology annotation, cellular component: autophagosome; cytoplasm. Bases 1 to 3039 code for a protein of 1012 amino acids. Gene Ontology annotation, molecular function: protein serine/threonine kinase activity; ATP binding.